AUCAGCAGCGCAGCGCAUAAGCUCCGCUCUGUCUUUGUUUCAUCCAGCCGGGCCUAGCCCCGAUACGUCCCGUCCUCCUUAAUGGGAACACUGGAUUGCUACACUCCAUUAAAAUAUCUGGCAAUUUAUGUUUCCUUGAGCAACGUCAAACUUACACAAAUGGCUUAACACAACUUGGACUGUUCUGAACUGUUAUCACCCACUCCCGAAUUCGGCAUACUUUCAAUACACUAAGAAGCACUUAUUGAAGAAAAAAUUUUAAAUUAAAAAAAAAAAAAAAAAACGCCUGUUACGAGCUCUUAGCUAACGUCAACCACAUUAGCGCCGUCGUUGGUAAGUCGAGCAGUGUGAAUCUGUUAUAAGUUGACAUUUUAUCGAAAUAAAGUGCUGUUUACGGGACUAAAAAAAAAUGCCGAAUUGAAGCGUGGGUCGUGUCGAUCAGCCGAAGCUGUUGAAUGAUGUUUUCCGAGUUGUUAUGGAGCAGCCACCAGGGAGCUUCGAUGAACUACAGCCUCAAGACCUCUCCACUUCCAGCAUCCCCACUGUGAUUGACUUGACCAGGAAAGGCGAGGAAUGUGUCCUCAACGCCAACUCGCUCGAGGCCCUACGGAUGGUCAAGAGCCCCAGCUGGUACCCAAACUCUGGGACCAGCAAAACUGGACUACCCUUCUCAGAGACUGCCUCCACAGACAUCCGGCUCCAAUCAGGGGAUCAAAUUCAGCCAGACAAUGCCUUCUCCAACACUACAGUCACCCUCUCCUAUGUGAGCAGGUCUCACGUCUUCUCCACUCAUGACUCUCUAUCUCAGCAUUCACCGCUGUAUGGCGUACCGUCUAUCAGCAAGUUCUCCCUCCAGCCUCCCUGUGACGCAGAGAAAGGGCUCGGGGAGACUGGCUAUGCACUGAGCCAGCACUACUUAGAGCCGGUUGACAGGCCGGUGGACCUUGCCACACAGACAGAACUUUUUCAGUCCUUGUCUCAGACUCAGGUGGGGGAAGAGGACAGUGUGGGAGUAUGUUUAACAGAGCAGCCUUGCAAGUUCAACGGUGGAGUUGCUUCCGGUGAUGGGGAUAUGAAUGAGGCUCAGCAAGGCGGAGUGGAACAUGGUCUUUCAGAAAACAGCAGGGGCUUGGAAAAUGGUCAAGGUGAUAGCUGGUCAGGUUCUGGAGCAUGUGUUGAAUCCUCUCCAGAGACCCUAACUGCUGUCUCAGGGGAGCAUCAGGAUGCGGGUGGCUCUGAGGUGCUUUUUCUCAUCUCUAGAACCCAGGAACCUGUGGUCAUCCCUGACAAUGUGGGUGCUAGAGAUCUGUGUUCACUGAGCAGGGAGUAUAUAAGUCCUCUGGAGGACCCUGUCUCCCCCUCUGCUACCUCACUGGACGACGUGGAGGAUGUGUUCAUCUUGCCUCAGGCUUCCAGCUCGCCCAGCGGAGACAACUCUUUUCUGGAGGCGACUGAUGAUGUUGUGUGGGACAGCCAGAGUGGAGAAGGGCCCACCCAGCCUUCUGACCCAGGUCCAAGGUUUAGCAGCAGUGAUAAUACACCAAGGUUAGAUACCAGCAGUGAACACAACCAGCCAGUCCAUAGACGCAAGGCCGUUCUGGAGCCUAUGAUUGACUUGACAGAUGAUGGUGAUUUUCAUGAUUGUCAUGAUGUUUUAGAAAAGAAACCCAAGACUGUCAUUCCUCAUAUGAACGGGAAUACAAGGGCACUACAGAGGACUUUAAAAAAAAAGAAAUUGCCAGUGCGUUCUGGCAGAGGGACAAGGUUAGAGGCCAUAGUCAUGAACAUCAAUCCCGGCAGGUAUAAAGUGUCAAGAUGCAUCCGCACUAGUAAGAAAGUCAAGGCUUUCCAAACCACAGCCAGUGUUUCUAAAUCAGGCAGUUCGACAAACAGUGACUCGCCGUUGGAAGGAAAAAAAGGAAAGAGGGGCAGGGUGAAAACAUCUAUCUCAGCGAGAAAGAUCAAACAAAAAGCUUCAUCCCCAUUGAAAAGGGGUAAAACUAACAGCAUUAACACUGACAGUUGCAAAGAGUCUACCUCAGAUUCUGAAAUCAUCAAUAAUUCCAAAAACUCACACAACAGCACACCCCCCAAAAAGUCAAGUCCUCCGUCUGCUGUGCACAAGAAGUCAAAGAAAGAGCCCGAGGAUUUUUCACACCCCAAACACUCAACACAGGCUAGCCCCAAGCGUGCUGCUCAUACACAGUCCAAGAAGAAACUUUUGCCAGAGUCAAGUCCUCAGUUUUCUGUACACAAAAAGUCAAAGAAAGACCCAGAGCAUAUUUCUCAUCCUGAUCCCUCACCAGAGAUUCAUGUGGCAAGAAUUUCCCCUCCACCAAAGUCUCCAAAGAAGAGCCCUGCCAAGUGCAAAGGCAAGGCUGCUGGUAGCAAAACAUCUCCCGCUGCAAAGAUGAAGGCGGCUCACCCUCCCAAGAGGAGACGAAAGAAACACAAACCCAGCCAGUCAACCUCCAUGUUCUCCCCCAAAGAGCCUGAGAUCAAGUUGAAGUAUGUUAACUACAAGGAAGAGAAAAGGGACCUGAGGUUGGAUACAUUCUCUCCGUUUAUCCGUGUUGAGCGCAAGCAGUCAUCUCUGUCACUGUGUACUGUAAUCAACUACCCGGAGGAGAUGAAGCCACAGCACAAGAAGGGCCAACAGCAGCAGCAGCAGGCCCACUCUGGAGGCUUCAUAGCUGGAGUUGUACCCAGCACCUCUUGCCUCCAGCUUGGCCGGGCCUCCACCCACAGCCAGCACCAGCGCCCUCUCAUCUGCUGCCUGUGUGGUCAGUCGGCCAACGCCAUGGACUUGGGCGACCUCCAUGGCCCUUACUACCCUGAGGGCUACCAACCCGGUGCCAAAACACCAGCAAGCACGUCAGGAGUCAAAGAAGACGAGGAGGACACCAGCGAUUCUGACUCUUCUUCCUGCAGUGCGGGAGGGCGGAGGAGGAAGUUUGCCCGUCCGAUGGCGCCAUGGCCUCUCAGACCGGCAUCUCAGCUGAAGCAGAAAGAGUUGCUCGGGGGACAUCGGUGGACCAGUGACGGCGACAUUCCCGGCAGCCCUGCAGCCAAGCGGUCCAGGUCGGAUGCCAGUUCAUCGGCUGUGGAGGACUGGUACAGCCCCCCUGUGGUGCCCCUGGAGUCCUGUGAAUACUGGCUCCACGAAGACUGCGGCAUUUGGUCUGCAGGCGUCUUCUUGGUGAAAGGCAAGGUCUACGGGCUGGAAGAGGCUGUGAAGGUGGCCCAGGAGACGAUGUGCUCAGGCUGCCGCAGUCGAGGUGCCACAUUGGGCUGCUUCUUCAAGGGCUGUCCUAACAAGUACCACUACAGAUGUGCUCUGGAGUCGGAUUGUGUGCUCAUUGAGGAAAACUUCUCCAUGAAGUGUAAAAAGCACAAGAACAAGACAUUCAAAGCCCCUCCUGGGAACAGAUGGGAUGACAGGUGACAAAGUGAGCAGAAAUUGCAUGUGACAUUCACCUGCAACAUUCUGCAGGGACUCCCCUGCCUGCCUGGUAACCAUGGCGACCGUGGACCAGGGUUCCCUUGACUGACAGCCAGCACCCGCAAUCAGCACCCGCAAACCUUAACUUCACCCUCUGCUCUUCAGCUGCACUGUUAACCCUCAACACUCCGACUGGGAAGACAUGGGCCGUCCCAGUCAGCGUACCUCCUCCCCUCGGUCCCGUCCAACGGUACUCACCACGGCCACCGGCUUCAAGACACGGCCGCUAACAUCCAGGGGUUUUAAUCCAGGCCUCCAAGCCAAUAACACCGUUGGACCGACGAAAAACACAAACUUGGAUUUCAUUUACAAUAACAUGCUGAAUUUGUGAUUUGUGUUAUCACUUUGUAGUUAUUUAUGAGGAAAACUAUUUUGUGUUUUUGUUUUUUCUCUGAAUUUAAUAUGAAUAACAAUCAAAGAUAUUUAAUUUUAUAAGAAUUUGUAAUUAUAUUUGGUUUAUUUAUUCCUGGAGUUUCUCUUAGGGUUCUUCUUCAGCAGUCGUCAAAGAGGUUUGAUUGUGUGUUUUUAAGUUAUUGAUGAGGUAAUUCAAUGCUGAGAACUAAAGCCAGUCAAGGAAAUGCUGGUUACAUUUGGGGUUGGGACAGAGAUGGGACAGAGAUGGGACAGGUCAGUCUGGAAAUGACCCUCAGUUUCCCCCAUAGAAUACUUCCUGGCCUAGGUACCUGACAAGUCAUUCACAGAUGCCAUCAGACACCGUCACCAGAAGAGAGUUUGAAUUUUUGCAUUAAAUGAAACGCCUGCUUGAUGUUAACACACAUGGCAUUAUGUUUUGUGUCGCAAAGAAGGGGCACACACGGCAAGUCUCCAGUUAAACUUGCACUAAAAAGGUCGGCCCGCGUGAUGGUAGCCAGGAAUGAAGAGAAACAUUAUUUAGGGAACUGAGCAGUGUGUGUUUGAAUGUACUUUCCCCAUGCUAGGGGUUUUGCAGGAAGCACUUUUGAGUGGCACUCACCUUCUGAAAAUGUCUAGUCCUCUGCCCCGGCUGCAGUAUUAUCUUUUUCGCCCGACUGCCCCCAUCGUAUCAUUUGGUGCAGGCAAUCCCAUGUGGUUCAUUUUAAAUUCACCUGCUGAGAGAGCUUGUCAGCUUGAGUCAUCCGCUAGGUGACAUGGCCAUAAUCUCGCUGUCAGGAUCAGACCGUUUCAUGAUUUAUGUUGGCUUGAAGCACUUUGUCCAUCUGCAUGGGGCUUGAAUGUGAAUGUGUAUCCUGUAGACGGCCUGCUUGGUUGUGCACAGCACAUGGGGGGGGAAGUGGAGGGUAGCGGUCUGCACCAACCCAAAAGGAACUCGGAUGUAGGUUUAUUGUGCUCCCUGGUUGGGGAUAAUUGGCUUAGUUUUUCCUGCGAUGGUAUUCAUCACAAGUCCUCUGUUGUGUUUUAGGGAUUUCUCCUCUGUGGCAUUUCAUCACAAUAUUUCACUCAUGGUUUCAAGUUUCGUAAUGUUCGUAUCAACCAACCCUCGUCUGUAUUGCUGACUAAACUUGCCGCAGCUCAUUUACGUUGGUCAUACUUUUCGUCUAUUUACAAGAGCAAGCAUCAUUGCUCACAUCAGAGAUGCAGGACCAUACAGGAUCUUUGUGUUGUUUGACUUCCACAGUGUCACUAAUGUUUAACUAAAGGUGUUGUAGCAGCCAUGGCUCUUUGACAUGGGAAGUCUUUGGUUUACAUCCCCCUGUAUCUUUUAAUUUGAUAGGUACUGACAAAGUUCCCAAGUCGUUGUUUGCUUCUUCUUUUUUUUUUUUUUAAGCUCAGUUCAGUUUGUUUCGGGCCUGAGUAUCGGUGCAUUUCCACCACAAUCUUUUCUAAAUAAAAAAAGAAGAAUCAGCCUUAUCUGCUAGAGGUAUACAAUUUGUUUUUCCUAUACUUAACCAGCUUGUGGUGCAACGACAAAUCAUUGGAUGUACAUUGCCUUCCUUUGGACAUCCUGAUGACUAAAGGCAGCUUGCAUGCACUUUUCUGCUGCAAACUUUGGUGUUAAUAGAAUUGGUCUGGUGGGCCAGCUCCAAACAACCCCUCACCCACCCUCCCUACCAACAGACACACACACCGAAUAUGUGGGACUUUGCGUGAACCAUGUAUGGAGAUUGAAUCCCAGUUUGGUUGUACCUGUAUAAUCAGGUUUGAAGGUGUGGGACUGAAAGCCUGCCUGUUUUUGUUUUGCGUUUUUAGACAAAAGUCAAUGUAACCAGUGUCAGUGGAACAUCUGUAUGUACUUUCUGCAUAGCACCAUUAGGGGCACCGUUGUGCUGUCUGAGCCCAACGUCUGUAACUGUGUGUGUGUGUGAGUGUGUGUGUGAGUGAGAGAGGUCUGUGCAGGCUGGAUCGUAGCCAUGACUGAAUGUUAAGACAUCCACACAGAGGGAACUAACUGCCUCGCCAGCUUACAACAUCUUGCUAAACCCGGCGGGAGACAAAACACCGGAAAGUCUCCUUCAACCCGCGACGCCACAUCCCUUUCAUUUGUGCCAUCUUUUGUGUAUUUUGCAUCAGUUGCAGUGACUGUUUUUGGACCCCCAAUACGGCACAUCACGUGUCACCAAGCCUGAAUUCUCACUGCAAUAUAAUUUUUUUUUUUUUUUUUUUUUUUAAAUUUCAAGCAGUUGUAUGCAUUGUACCAAAUACAGCUUUUGGAAUAUGUUUUAUGAAACGUGUUUAGAUUUUCUAAUAUUUUUGUCCGUGUCUAAAUCUCAGGGCUGAAUCUCAGAUAUUCUAAUAAUUUGAAUUUUAUUUUAGGAUUUCUGUUUCUUGCUUCUUUUUUUUUUUUGUUUGUUUGUUUUGUUUUGGGCUCAUUCUAUUCAUCACACAUUGACUGGAGCAAUGAUACAUGUAGCAGGAUAUUGUUGUUAUUAUUAUCUCAGCAGAUGCAUAGCCUUCUCUACUGGUACAUGCUACCCAUCACAUUCCAAUGCCUCCUCCAUGUGUCUGUCAGUGCUGUGGUGGUUUUAGGUUUAACACGGGAUUAGGACUGCCAGCUCCUACGUUGUCAUUUUUCAUCGCCUUUUUUAUUUUACGGCAACAUUUUGUACUGUGUGUUCAACCUCUUGGAGAGCCAGGGGUCAUGUAAUUGUCAAAAAUAAAUAUUUUGUUCAGCGUUGUCUUUUUCUGCAAA
Molecule: messenger RNA, 6629 nt
Organism: Myripristis murdjan (pinecone soldierfish)
Lineage: Eukaryota; Metazoa; Chordata; Actinopteri; Holocentriformes; Holocentridae
Product: retinoic acid-induced protein 1
Exons: 6
Coding region: 476-3445 (989 amino acids)
Biological process (GO): regulation of transcription by RNA polymerase II
Cellular component (GO): nucleus
Source: RefSeq, a predicted model, not a curated record